GGAGGGCGAGCGAGGGAGUGUAGGAGAGAAGGAUAGGGUCCCAGAAGAGAGUACAAGCCUCACACACACAGUCACACAUACACAUUUACCUCGAGUCCCCAGUUGUACCUUUUUGGGAUAGUGGAUUACUUUCCAAAUUGAACCACUCAUCGGGCAAAUCCAGGCAUGAUCAGGUGGCAGUGUGUCGGAGCAGUGUUAAACUGUGAAAUGAACCAUGGAGGAGUGCAGGAGGCCAGUCACUAGCCAAGCCAGCAGCCAUACAACCACCAGCAGCAGGAGAAGCAGUAGCCCAGGGAGGCCCCGCAGCAUGCAGCUGGGCCCUUACUAGCACCAAGUUGACCUGGUCCUCUCCUCUUCACCUGGGGCCAGGGCUGCAGAAUGCUCAGUCCUGUCACCCCAUACAGUCUGUUGAAGAUGCACUGGUCUUCGGAGCACGCCGCCCCCUUAUCUCAGUGGCCUGAGCAGCACCUAGAUGUCACCUCUACCACGUCACCGCCAUCUGCCCACAAAAACGACCCCUACGCUACAGCUGCUCGCCGCGGCUAUGCCCCUGCAGGUUACCCUUGGGCCAGUGAUGACAUAUCAGCCCUUACUGCUUCUUCACUGCUCAAACGAUAUGCUGAGAAGUACUCAGGGUUGGAGCUGUCCUAUGAACGCCCUGCUGCAGGGGCCUACUCAGAGCCUGGGACUUUCCUGAAAACUGAAUCUGAGCCCUGGGCUCUUGGUCAGGGCAUGGAGUGUUACCCUGGACUGGAGGCAUUAACUGGCACCAAGGUGGGCUCUGCAUCCGUGGGCAUCCCAACCACAGGAAGUGUGACAGUAGUGAAUAACUUGGUCUCUGAGCCAGGCUACAGUGGUGCUGGCCCCUGCAGUGCCCCAUCAUCUCAGGAAUACCCUCCUGCCUACAACAGCACCUACCUCUCCUCAGGAUACUGCCCUCAGCCCAGCGCAGCACUUCCCCCUGCUCCUCUACACUCUUUGCAGACCACACCCACUCUGGUGCCCAGCUACAGUGCCAGCACUCCUGUCUACAACUACCCUCCAGGGUGCUACCCCCAAACCAGCCUAUCCUCUGGAUACAGCCACCCCAGUGCCUCCUACCUGCCCUCUGGGAUUAGUGCCCCCACUCCUCUGACCCCUAGGCCCACCAUGGUGGGUGGCAGUUACAGCUACCCAUCUCACAUCCUUGGAGGGAGCUCCGAGCCAGGGGUGCCAUUGAAACGCAAGGCAUUUGAGAUGGCAGAGGAAGGACAGGAGGGAGCAGAGGUGGAGGGAUCACGCUACAGAAAGUAUGGCAACGGCCACGGAAACAGUCAUAGCAAAGGUCAUGGCAACGGGCACAGCAACGGGCACAGCAAUGGCUACGAUAUGAGCAGCUCUGCCUCAGACCCACAGGCCUACAAACCAGGAAAGCCACUGAUGUCACCCUCUUAUGGCGGGGCAGGGGACUACAGCCCACCAUCAGGCCUAGCAGGAGAGAGUGUACCACGGGAUCACAACUUUCCUCAGCAGCAGAGAGUGUCUAUGAAGAUACCUGCAUCGCACACACGAUCUGAGGAUCCUGCUGGUGGGCGCUGAAAACCCUGGAGGAUUCUCUCACUCUUUGAAACCAACCAGGGUUCUUAAUCCAGAUAGACUUGGGGGAAUAAAAUUAGAUUUGUCAAUGAAAGGUUUAAUUUCAAGACUGGUAUGUCUUGUGCAUCUUUAACAUUUUCAUUAUUCAUGUUUUUCCAAAGAUUCACAGGGGAAUUUUGCCCUGUAAGGUUGAGGUAAGUCUUAGGGGUGAGGUUAAGGCAUUCUCUACAUAGACAGCAUGGAGACAGUCUAAAUGUAUGAGUAUGUUUCUCUCAGGAUCCUAUUUAUUUCCUUUCUGCUACUGUGGCAGCAGCACUGCAACGUUGCUGUUUAAGAAGUUGGUAUUUGUGGCCAUCAUGUAUGUAAAAGGCCGUUGACUGCAAUACGUUCUACCACACCAUAAAAAUCAUUACUGACCAAAAAGUAAAGGCAGCAAUAACUGAAAUGGUGAGAUUGCCAUACUACUUCAGCACAAUCACUGUUACUUUACACAUCUGUCUCCAAGGUGUGUCACUUGGCCUUGAGAAAUGAAUGUUUCCCUGCUCAUCCCCCGCUUUCCCCCACCCUUUACUCAUUCUUGACUUUAAGUUUCUUUAACCCUUCUUUUCAUGUUCUUUAUCUUAUUCUAUCCUGGUUUCCUGCUCUUUUCAUUGCUGAACAACUUUUUUUUUGUCCAGUUUACACAUACUGAGCUGCUUAUCAAAUGAUGACAUAGUAUACAUGAAGCCGCCCUUUAAAUUGUUUUGAUGCAUAGAAAGAGUGGGGAAAUAAUCUUUAUGUUCAUCUAAAAACGUAUUUAGCAUUCACGCAACUACAGUUUACAAGUACUACAUGCAGAUUGUCUUCAAAGCGCGUUGUUUAUUUGCUGCUGAUCGGAAAACUAACAGGUAUAUUUGCUAAAGAAUCUGUGAAUAACAUAAUACCUGGUCCAGCUGAUACCUUGUCUUUAAUAAUCAAAUCUACAAAACAACCAAAAACAACCAUGCUUAAAUCUGCAUACUGCUACAUUUCACUCAGAGCAAACCGUUUAAGAUGCGUAAGCCUGUUUGUUAAUUACUGUUUAGAUGCACAGCCCAGACUGAGAGGCAUGCAGGUUGCAAUGGCUGAUAUAUGCUUCUGAAUGAGUGCCUCCAACAUUUUUUGCUCAACAUUAUUUUCUUUAUGAAGGUCUACCUGCUUGUCUGCUAGGAUUGACUUUUUAAAAAAAAUAUGCAUUCUCUUUACUUUUGCCUCUCAAAAGUAUGAUUUAUAGUUGUGUUAUUGAAUACUCAGGAAGAAUAUUGUUACCUCAGAAUGAUCAAAUGAGAAUGUAUGUUAUUACCUUAGGGUGUUUGUAGGGAGCUUUAUGGAGCAAAAUGAAAACGGAGCCAUGGCUUUUAUCAAGAGCUAAACAUAUUCUGAACACUUCAGGGAGCCGAUGAACUUACAAGGCCUUUGAUACUAACAGUAGAAAACACGCAUACACAUGCAUGCACACACACACAAUUCACAUUGCUUCUUAGCUCUGGGAAAUUAAACUUGAGGUUUUUGUACCAAGGCCUGAAAUGUUGAAUGUAAUUCAGAUAUUUUUUUUAAAAGGACAAUACAUGUCAUUAUGUACAUCGAUGAUGUUUUUAGAUAUAUAAAACAUAUUUUCUUCAUGUAUAGAUUUAAUUCUCUUGUAGGUUUUGGUGGAGAAAUGAAUGACAUGUUAAGUGUUAGUGUAGUUAGCAGUGGAGAAACGGUUUUGUGGACAAACUGUCAAAACAAAGCACUCCUGAUAAACAACCUUUGACAUAUCAAGAUGUACACAUACUACAGUAUAUGCUCUAUAAUAGGUAUGUUUAUUAAAUGUCUUAAUAAAGUGUCCAAUUUCCAUUUCCCAUAUCAGUAUUUUAAAACCCAUUGACACAGUGUCACCUGUCAAUCAGCUUGAUUUUAGCUUUAACAUGAAUUGAUAUCAUGAAGAAGGAAGAAGUUAAAUAUUAGCCAAGUAUGUGCACUGUCAAAGAUAUGUACAGUAACAGCUCCUUUUUUUCCACCAAGUUGUAGUUUUGUUGUUCCACUAUGCCAUCCCUUCAUAAGUUGUGCCAUACUUUAUUGUUUUUGCAAAAUUAAGUCCUUUGGGAGCUGUAACAAAACCAAACUCUUGCCUAAAAGCAUGCUCAGAGAGUGGAUCCCUUUUAAUAGUAAGAUUUAGGCUGAAAUGCAGCUUCAGAUUUAGUCUGAAAUUCAAUAUGAUGAAAAAGUAUUUUAAUGCCUCUUUUCGAAAAAUAAGCACAUUCAUAAAAUUAAACUUACUCACAAUGUGGAGUGCGUGGAAAAAAUAGCCUCAUCACACAAAGAUUUAGCUUAAAAAUAUGCGGAAGAAAAAAUACAGAUUAAUAAAAAGGUGUUACGCAAAUAAUAAUGUAUUCUUACCCCCAGAUUUUAAAAGUAUUUAAGCGCUUAGCUACAACAAUUGAAUGCUCUUCAAUGCAACACAAAGUAUGUGCUCUAGAAUAAUCUACACAUUGCAACAAAUGACAGUAUUUGCUGUUUCUUGGUUUUACUCUGAUUCAUUGAAGUAAGUGGAGUUGAAUUUGUCCACAAGAUGGAAAAUGGCAUUUCAGUGUUAUCUCUGUAAUUCACUUGUACUUUUGUUGUGUCUUGUACAUUCUCUGUAACCAUUUCUACCUCAUUUUGAAGACAUUGUACAUGGAAAUAUUUAUUUCAUGUCAUUUCACAUGCCAGUUUAAGGAGCAAUGUUUCUAAUUCUUGACCUGUUAUAGUCUACCUCACUAAAGGCUGUUGAGUCAUGGAAAUGAAGAUAACACACCAAAAAAAAACCCAAAAAACCUUGAAUUUUUGUCUGUGAAAUUCAAAAAUGUUUGAGAUUUGAGUGUCCUUGUCAUUUACUAAAAUAUACCAUGACGAGAACCUAACAUUUGUUCCACCUCUGAUGUUUUCUACUUACAAAUAUACUGACUAUGAUAAAACA
Molecule: messenger RNA, 4534 nt
Organism: Siniperca chuatsi (mandarin fish)
Lineage: Eukaryota; Metazoa; Chordata; Actinopteri; Centrarchiformes; Sinipercidae
Product: fidgetin
Exons: 3
Coding region: 379-1578 (399 amino acids)
Source: RefSeq, a predicted model, not a curated record